AUGGAGAUUGCAUUCACCAAUGUACCUCCAAACUGUGGUUUUGAGGUAAACGACGCAGAAGAACCCUGGAACUACUCUCAAAAAUUCGACUACAUCCACGGCCGAGCCAUGGUCUGUUGUUUCAGCGAUCCCGCCGGCGUAAUAAAUUCAGCCUUCGAAUCCCUUCGUCCCAGCGGCUACUUUGAGAUGCAAGACCCGCAAAUGCCCAUGGUCAGCAUUGACUCUUCGAUCAACGGCACCGCUCUUGAAGAAUGGGUUCGAGUAUCAUGUCUCGCCGCCGAGCGUCGCGGGCGUAAAGUAACAAAUUCAAGACACUACGGAAGAUGGAUGGCCGAGGCGGGAUUCGUGGAUAUUUUUGAGAAACAUUUUUUUGGCCGUAUAAUCCGUGGGUCGGAGCAGAAUUUGUUGGAUGGUAUUCGAGGGAUGACGAUGAGGAAUCUGACGGCGGGUUUGUGGUGGACUCCUGAACAGGUAGAAAGUUUGUUGGUGGGUGUUAGGAAGGAUCUCCAAAAUAAGAGGAUUAAUUCUGCUGUUGAUGUGGUUGUCUUUUUUGGAAGGAAACCGGGACUGGUGCAGCUGGAAAACGGGGAUGAUUCAGGUUGA
Molecule: messenger RNA, 603 nt
Organism: Botrytis porri
Lineage: Eukaryota; Fungi; Ascomycota; Leotiomycetes; Helotiales; Sclerotiniaceae
Exons: 4
Coding region: 1-603 (200 amino acids)
Source: RefSeq, a predicted model, not a curated record